Molecule: messenger RNA, 1689 nt
Organism: Parasteatoda tepidariorum (common house spider)
Lineage: Eukaryota; Metazoa; Arthropoda; Arachnida; Araneae; Theridiidae
Source: RefSeq, a predicted model, not a curated record
CACCAAUCGCUCCAGAAAAAUUUGCACUCCUUAAUAUAAACACAACAUUUGUCAUCUUGAACUUGAAUGCGUGGAAGCCUGGAGGAUGCCCAAUUUCUUUUUUCGUUGUCCAAUACAAGGCUAAGGGUCAAAAGGAAUGGGUUUUAGUAUCCAGUAACCUUGACCCGAGGAGCGAGGAGUUCGUUGUGACAGGACUUGAACCUGCUACAUGGUACAACUUGCUGAUGUCCGCGCAUAACGAAGCAGGUGCUACAGAAGCGGAAUAUGUCUUUGCCACUUUAACAAUUACAGGAGGUACAAUAACACCAGUAUUAGCGGAGAGAGAAGAAGGUCCAACUUUCUACAGAAAUCUGUCAGUCCUUGUACCAAUUGUCUGUGCCAUAGUUGUUUUGUUGGUCAUUACACUUGUUAUACUAAUCGUUUGUUUGAAGAAAAACAGAAACCCUGAUUAUGCCACUCCAUCACAGAAUCAAGAGCACAGACCAGAGCAGAAAGGUGAUAAUAUCUCAAUGGCAUCAGUGGGUAAAAAAGUCUAUGAAACUCCAAGAGAAACACUGUAUUAUCCAUCUCCAUAUGCCACAACAAGAAUAUCAAUGUAUUCCGCUGAUAGUGAAUCAUCAUCUGGACAAACGAAUAGCUUACAAAGACCCAGUGGAACACACAGACCCGACCAUACAUAUGAUGUGCCUUUUCCUCAUAAGUUUCGAGGUCCAGUCACAUACUGUGCAGUGACGCAUGAUUACCAACAGUUAUUUACAGAGUCUGGAUUACACCAUUUUGUUGAAUCGCUCGACGUCGAUCAGCGCCAUUUAAUUGUCCAACGCAUGUGCCUGCAAUCCCGCGAUUCAAAGCAUGGUCAUCAUCGAUCACCAUCACUUUAUCAACAUCAUCCUAAUCAUCAUCCACAAGCAAUUCUUCAACAACAGCAUCUAUACAGAUUAAACAGACAUUCAGAACCCAACUCAAGAUUCGCUCAUGAUUACUUAUCAGAUGGAAAUUCAGAAGACGACGAAGGAAGUUCAAGUGGAGAAAAGGCAUGUUUCCAAGGCGGUGGAAACACAACAGAUAGCCACGAAAUGUCAGAGGCUGAAUGUGAUAGAGAUUAUCAUCAGAUCAUGAGAAAAGGUUCGCAGUCGCCAUUUGUCAAGUACAGGAUAGGGCCCUUGAAUGCUGACUGCGGACUGUGUGCCGAUAACGAGUGAUGUAUGGCUACAAUUUGGCGUUUUUUCCUUCUUCUCUAAAGAGUUUCUGCAUAUUUGAUAAGGACACAGAAUUUCCAGCUACGCGCCAAGUCAAAUAAGCGGUUACAAAUAUAAUUUGAUGAGCAGUUGUGUUCUGUUUUGUGCCAAAAAUAUUUUUAUGAAAAAGUUUUUCACGGAAAUAAAGGACUUCGCUGUCUCGUUUGCAACAGGGUAUUUAGAGAAGACAUUGCAAAAGAUAAUUUGAUAUGUUUCUGAAUAAAAGGAGAAAAACAUAUCAGUUGAACAUACUUAUACCUUCAAAUUGAAAGAAAGAGGUAUGUCUUAUUUAUGAGUAAAAUAACAGCUUAAAUUUUACACUGAAAAAUCAGUUAAGCAUAAACUUAUAGCAAUAGUACUUCAUCCAACUUGUUUUAACCCUGAUGUGCUGAAUGAUCCAAACACUGAAUGUUAUGAUUAGUUGUAUAAAUUUUAUCAUGUUUAAGUUUUA